GCCCCAAGUGUCCACUACGAGUCCUGCCGGCUGCUCACCCUUCUUCCGAUCGCGAUUCGCGAGUGCGGGCGUCGGCGAUUCCCUUUCUUUUCCUCUCGAUGUCGAUGGCCAAUGGGACGAAGCCACCCUCGUCGCCUCAACCCCUCACGCCCGAGACGGCCAGAUCUCUCGUCGAUUCCGUCGAAGCUUUCUUGUUCGAUUGCGAUGGUCUCUUCAUUUUCUCCCUUCUAAAGAAACUUAGGGUCAUCUGGAAGGGCGACAAGCUCAUUGAAGGUGUUCCACUUGCCUUGCAAGCACUCCGAUCUUUGGGGAAGAAGCUGGUCUUUGUUACAAACAACUCCAGAAAAUCAAGGAAGCAGUAUGCUAAGAAAUUUGCAUCUCUUGGUCUUGAUGUUAGCGAGGAAGAGAUAUUUUCAUCAUCCUUUGCUGCUGCGAUGUUCCUGAAACAGAGAAACUUCCCGAAGGAGAAAAAGGUCUAUGCCGUUGGAGAGGAAGGCAUACUAGAAGAACUCACACUGGCUGGUUUUUCUUGCUUGGGCGGCCCUGAGGAUGGCAAGAAGGAAAUAGAGCUCAAGAACAAUUUUUGGUUUGAACACGAUAAGAGUGUUGGAGCGGUUGUUGUUGGACUUGAUCAAUACAUUAACUAUUACAAGCUUCAGUAUGCAACACUUUGUAUCCGAGAGAACCCUGGAUGCCUUUUCAUCGCAACCAACCGUGACGCUGUUGGUCAUAUGACUGACUUGCAAGAAUGGCCAGGUGCAGGUUGCAUGGUGGGAGCAGUAGCCGGCUCAACUGGCAAAGAACCAACUGUGGUUGGAAAACCAUCAACCUUCCUCAUGGAUUUUUUGUUAGAAAGAUUUCAAAUCGAAACAUCCAGGAUGUGCAUGGUUGGCGAUCGUCUGGACACCGAUAUACUCUUCGGGCAAAAUGCCGGCUGCAAGACUCUUCUUGUUCUCUCAGGUGUGACUAGUUUAUCAGAUCUUCAGCACCCUACAAAUGAAAUCCACCCUGAUUACUAUGCCAGUAACGUGGUCGACUUCGUCGAACUAUCAAGAACCUGCCCUCUUUGAGGACACGAAAUUCUUCGAAAUAACUUGUAAGGACAUUUCUUACUCCAUUUUCGAGCUUCUGUUCCCACAGAGAAUUGUUUACAAUUAUCCUUCAACUGUAAACCACGAGAGUUUAACAUUUAUUGAUCCUUUUAUUUUCAGAAUUGUGCUUCAAUAAAAAGUGCCAUAAAAAUUGUGUUUGA
Molecule: messenger RNA, 1252 nt
Organism: Zingiber officinale
Lineage: Eukaryota; Viridiplantae; Streptophyta; Magnoliopsida; Zingiberales; Zingiberaceae
Product: phosphoglycolate phosphatase 2
Exons: 11
Coding region: 99-1070 (323 amino acids)
Molecular function (GO): phosphatase activity
Source: RefSeq, a predicted model, not a curated record